UGACACAGGGACCCGGCGCUGGGAGGCGGAGGAGGAGGCGCCUUCCUUCCAGCAUGGCCGGGUCCGAAGAAGAAGAGGCAGCCGGGGCCGCCGCCUUGGCCGAGUCCUGCCGCCUGCGCCGCCGCCGCCGCCGCCGCCUUGGCCGCCCAGCCAUGCCGGCCUUGCUCUUGUCGCUGGGCUUGGUCCUCUCCCGAGGCUGCUGCGGUGCCUUAGCUGGACCAGUAGUUGAUCCACAUGUGAGAGCAGUAUGGGGGAAGAAUGUUACACUGAAGUGCAUAAUUGACAUAAAUGAAACAUUAACACAAAUUACAUGGGAGAAGAUACAAGGAAAGAGUGCUCCGACUAUUGCUGUUCACAAUCCUGAAUAUGGAUUUUCUGUUCAAGGAGAAUAUCAAGGAAGAGUAUCACUUAAAAACACAUCACUUACUGAUGCAUCAAUCAUACUAGAGAAUGUUACCUUCUCUGAUUCUGGAGAAUAUGUAUGCAAAGCAGCUACAUUCCCUCUAGGAAACUCUCAGUCAACAACAUCUGUAACUGUAUUAGUUGAACCAAUUGUGAGCCUGACAAAGGGACCAAAUGCUUUAAUAGAUGGAGCCAAUCAAACAGUUGCUGCCAUUUGCACAGCAGCCACUGGAAAACCAGCUGCAGAGGUUGUCUGGGAAGGUGAUCUUGGUGAAAUGGAAUCCACUUCAACUUCGUAUCCAAAUGAAACUGUCACAGUGGAGAGUCAAUACAAGCUUGUCCCCACCAGGUUUGCUAGAGGAAGACAUAUAACUUGUGUUGUGAAACAUCCAGCUUUGGAAAAAGAGAUAAGAAUGGUGUAUGUGUUGGAUAUUCAGUAUUCCCCUGAAGUUACAGUAACUGGGUAUGAUGGAAAUUGGUAUAUAGGACGAGAGAAUGUUUUACUCAGGUGUAAUGCUGAUGCAAAUCCACUGCCAAUGGAGUUUACGUGGAGUCGAACACUCAAACUGCCUGUAAACAUUUUGCAAUUCAGAUUGGAUGGAAGUUGGCCUGAAGGUUUGCAGUCCUUAAACAAUACUCUGCAUUUCAACAGUCCAUUGACUUACAAUUAUACUGGAACUUAUGUUUGUAAAGUGGCCAAUACGCUGGGCCAAAGAAGUGAUCAAAAGACUAUCUACAUAUUAGAUCCUCCUACUACUACCACCUCACCACCCACGAUUCCAUGGCUUCCUUCAACUGAUGGCAUCACAGGUUUAGCAACUCAGCCAAAAGUAAGGCUUUUUCCAACAUCACCCUGGCCAGCAAUGCAGGAAGACAAUUGGGGCACCGUCAUCGGUAGUGCAGUGGGCGGGGCUCUUUUCCUGAUACUUGUAUGUGUUUUGGUUGGAAUUAUCUGGUAUAAGAGAAGGAGGACGUUUCGUGGUGACUACUUCGCUAAGAACUACAUUCCACCAUCAGAUAUGCAAAAGGAAUCCCAAAUAGACUCUCUCCAGGUAGAGGAUGUGGAUUCUUAUCCUGACAGUGUGAAAAAGGAAAUAAAACCUCCAGUGAACAGUCUCAUAACUAAAGACUACUUGGGAGAAUCAGAAAAAACAGACUGGAAUAAAGUAGACACUAUUAACAGGUACCAGGACAGGUAUGAAAGACCAAUGGAUUACUAUGAAGGUGGAACACUUGGAAUGAAAUACUUGGGUGACGAAUGCUAUGAUGAAAAUGAAGAUGACUUAGUUUCACAUGUAGAUGGCUCUGUAAUAUCUCGAAAGGAGUGGUAUGUGUAAUGGCCACUUCCAAAUCUUGACUAUACAUAAAGCUCCUUCAUUAGCUGAUCACUUUCAGAUUGUUUAUACUUUUUCUUGAGGAAUAAGCUUUUUGAAGUUGAUUUUGAAGCUUUUUAUAUUCUAACUUGACAAAAGAAAUGUAAAAACCUCAUUUAAAUGUACUGAAGCUGCUUUAUGAUUUUUCAAUGCUGUACUACUGUCUUUCACAAGAAACACAUUUUAAUAUAGUGAUUUAUUUGGCCAGUAGCACAAGAUAAGAACUGAGUGCUAAGUGGGAAAAUAUUGAAAUUGUUAUAAAAAAGUUGAAAUUAAGCAAAUGUUUUUCCUUGUGACUACAAAUUUAUGAUCAAGAGUGAUCUUGAUAGAACUUUUUGAAUCUGUAAUUCUACUCAAAGGUAACAAGAAACUGAUUCAAAAACAGCUGAUCUAAGGCAUGUUUUGUUUACAAAGUAAUUUUUAUGAUAUAAAAUAUUCUGAAGGCACAGUUUUUGGAAGCUUUAUUUUUAGGUUUUCUGCACAAAAUUUAAUACCUCUACAUUUUUGAGCCUUGCCAUAAUUAGAUACUGUAGUGGGUGGUACCUUUUACAGAUGAAUUGUUGCACUGAACCUGCCACAAUGGACUUUCAAUGAUCAAAUAUUGCAAUGCAACAGAAUUGCUAUAUUUUAUUUCCAAGCACUGGAAUUUGAGAUUCCAAACACUUUACUUACAUUUCCAGUAGAACCCCUUCCAAAAUAUUUUUUCUUAAGUAUUGCUUCAGUACAAGUGGCUUACCUUAAUAAGUUUUCCCUAAGCACUCUGCAGAAUGUUCAUUAAGCACAAGGCUAGGGAUGUGUUGAGUUGAAUCUCUGAGGCAGCUUCUACAAUUGAGUGAAGAUGCAUUUUAAGAAAUAAACAUUUUGACUUUUCACAGCCUUUGGUGGUAUUACAAGAGAGAGGUGUGCUAUAGGAAGGCAUAUUGACUAAAGAGCAGAGAAGAGUUUGUCUUGUUUAUUCUGAGGAGCAGUAUUUUAUAAGUAUAUGUCAUUCUGGAAAGUGAUGUUAUUUUGAAACAAAAGAGUGACUAGACACAAACAGAUGUCUGCUUAAACAGAAAAGACACCAGCUAAUGGCAUACUCUUAAUGAGGCAUUUUAAGAAAUUUAGGCUACUUGAAAAAAAUACAUAGUGGUACAGGGGAAAAACUUAAAAGAGCAAGUUGAUCUGGUGGAAGAAACAAACAUAAGUAAGAAAGGGAGUUUGUUUUCUUUUACAUAAGAGAUAGUCAGUUGUGCUGUUUUAAAAGUUUUGUUACACAUUCAGUUUUGGAACAUGAAUGUAUCUGGUUGUGCAGCAAAAUGUAAGUGCAACCAGUAAUAUCUCUACAGUAGUUUUAAGCAUACUUUCUUAACAACACGUCCCACUGAAAUUAGUGGAGACAUUGAUAAAAAUAUGUUCAAAAUAGAAAAGACGAUUGUGUGUGUGUGUGUGCUUCAAAAAGCUGGAGAUUUUUUUUAAUGCAUAUAACAGAUUAACAUAGCAGCAUGAGUGCAUACAAAAGUAAUGUUGUGUGUCAUCUACUUCCCAAUAUUAUCUUUGGAGUAAUAUGAACACGUAGCAAAAAGAACUACAGUAUUUUAGAGCUUUUCAGUGAGUACAGUAUCUGUAUUAAGGUGCAGUUUUGACAGUACACUGUGAUUUGGUUGCAAUGUCUUCAAAAUGUUACUGCAGUUUGGUAUUAUAAAUACAUGAAACUGAUUUUCUGCACAUCUCUAUCACAUUGAUAAAUCAACUGGUAAUAUUGUUUUACUCAACCAAAGUCUCUUUUCAGUACAUUUGGAAGUAAAAUAACAAACCAUGCUUUCCUGUGAACUCAAGUGAGUUUCUCUAAUUACUUCAUGGAUCUGAUCCAUCUCACUAGCUGAACUACUGGCUUCAGAUAGCUCUUGGUCCAGUACUAAACUAACAGCAGGUCCUAAAUUGUGUAAUUUUUAUUUUCUUAAAGAUAGUCUGUGAUCUUACAAACAUCUCCAUUGUAAUCUGUAGUGGCAUACUUUGUGUAAGCCCUCCAAAAGCCUUUUCUUGUAAUAUGCAAAUCUAGAAGCGAGUACCUGUGUUCUUUAAGUUUGUUAAAUUUAUCAAGAAUUUUACAGUUCAAUAUGAAGAGGUUCAUAAUAGGUUUAAGAUGUUCAGUGUUGCAGUGUUUUUUAAUGUAUGUUUGGUGUAAAUAAGAGAACUGAUUGUAAGUUUGAAUAGCUGUUGUGUGAAAUAAAUCUUUUGUUAAAUUAA
Molecule: messenger RNA, 4004 nt
Organism: Sceloporus undulatus (fence lizard)
Lineage: Eukaryota; Metazoa; Chordata; Lepidosauria; Squamata; Phrynosomatidae
Product: nectin-3-like
Exons: 6
Coding region: 54-1739 (561 amino acids)
Biological process (GO): homophilic cell-cell adhesion; symbiont entry into host cell; heterophilic cell-cell adhesion
Cellular component (GO): adherens junction; apical junction complex
Source: RefSeq, a predicted model, not a curated record